AUGUCAUCCCCGAAUCCCGUCGAUGCCCCGCAGCAUGUCCUACAGCUCCUUUCCGAACUUCACAAAAAGUCCUUGGAACAGGAAGCUCUGAUUUCCAAGAACGGCAAGUUUAUUUCCACGACUCUUCUCGGCAAGCUAGAAGACAAAGACGCUGCCGCCAAGCAAGCCGAAUUCGACCAAGUCAUGCUCGACAAAUUCAUCGCGCUGGACGAAGACAAAUGCCAAUUUACCUAUCAGCUGAUCAACGCCAUGGGUGCGACUAAUGUCAUCGAGGCAGGCACCAGCUUUGGGGUCAGCACCAUCUACCUUGCUCUGGCUGUCGCGAAGACCACCGCCGCAACCGGCAAGUCUGGCACUGUCAUCGCAACGGAGAAGGAGAAAUCGAAGGCGGAUAUUGCCCGUGCUUACUGGCGUCAGUGUGGUGAUGUUGUGGAGAAACAGAUCGAUCUGAGAGAGGGUGAUCUGCUUGAAACUUUGAAGGAAGGGCUGCCGGAAAUCGAUCUUCUCCUUCUUGACAUCUGGACUCCUCUAGCACUUCCUAGCCUUAAAAUCGUUCUCCCUCGGCUCCGACACGGUGCAGUGGUCCUUGCGGAUAACACGAUCUCCGGAGCUCAGGGCUACGCGGAUCUAUUGUCCUUCUUGAGAUCGCCUGAGAAUGGCUUCCGCAAUAUGACGUUGCCUUUCACGAAUGGAUUUGAGAUGAGCGUUUACCUGCCGCAGGGGAAGUGA
Molecule: messenger RNA, 729 nt
Organism: Aspergillus welwitschiae
Lineage: Eukaryota; Fungi; Ascomycota; Eurotiomycetes; Eurotiales; Aspergillaceae
Product: O-methyltransferase
Exons: 2
Coding region: 1-729 (242 amino acids)
Molecular function (GO): O-methyltransferase activity
Source: RefSeq, a predicted model, not a curated record